UCUCUUUUUAGCAGUCACACUCCAGCCGGCCAUAUUAGAGAGAUGGAAAUAAAGCUUCCUUCAUGUUGUUUGUGUCUUUGAAGCCCAGCGUGCAGUUUUGUUUAUUUUUUUUUUAAGCAUCAACCGUCCUCCCAAGUAGCCCUCAGGCCCCCUCGCCGCCCUCUCCUGGCCCUUCCCCGACUCCCCCAGCUCGGAAAAUGCACACAGAUUCCGGGCUCCCUCGCCCAGCUUCCAGGCUCACCGGGCUCAGCCUCCUUUUCUCUUUGGGUGCCCUUGGCCUGGCUCUCACCCGCCUUUGUCUGCAGUGCCCCUGGGGCGCAGCAUGGAAGUCACUGUCCCCAGCGCCCUCAACGUCCUCAAUGGCUCCGAUGCGCGCCUGGCCUGCACCUUCAACUCCUGCUACACCGUGAACCACAAGCAGUUCUCGCUCAACUGGACCUACCAGGAGUGUAGCAACUGCUCCGAGGAGAUGUUCCUCCAGUUCCGCAUGAAGAUCAUCAACCCCAAGCUGGAGCGCUUCCGGGACCGCGUGGAGUUCUCGGGGAACCCCAGCAAGAAUGACGUGUCAGUGAUGCUGAGGAACGUGCAGCUCGAGGACGAAGGGGUCUACAGCUGCUACGUCAUGAACCCGCCCGACCGCCAGCGCGGCCACGGCAGGAUCACGCUCAAGGUCCUCCUGGAAGAGCCCCCGGAGCGCGACUCCACUGUGGCUGUGAUCGUGGGCGCGUCCGUGGGGGGCUUCCUGGCCGUGGUCAUCCUGGUGCUGAUGGUGGUGAAGUGUGUGCGGAGGAAAAAGGAGCAGAAGCUGAGCACGGACGACCUGAAGACGGAGGAGGAGGGCAAGACAGACGGAGAGGCCAACGCAGAGGAGGGCGCCAAGUAGCCGCCCACCUCGCACCCCCGGCCCGCACCGUGCGCCCCUGCCUGUCCUCUCAGUGUGCGUCUCUUCACCCACCCCGGGACCCCCACCGGGGCUUCUGACCCCUCCCCUCAUGCCCCCCGCCCUGCGCCCAGGGCGAGAUCCACCUCUCUCUCAUUUGGGAAACCUGCCUGGGGUCUGGGGUGAUGGGGGGGUCUUAGGCUCAACCUGUGGGGGUGCCCUGAGGGGGGAGGGCAGUGGGGGACUGACUUCUGCUGCCUUGCUGGCCAGCAUGCUGAUGGACGGGCCGGUGGCAGCCUCAGGGAGGAGACAGCCCUGGGCAUCCCUGGCCUGGUGGGGUCCUGAGACUCUGGGGGGCUGCUAAGGGGACUUCUCCUGGCAUGGAAGAGCCCAGAUACAGCAAAGAGGGCACGAGACUUGGCCCAGGGCACCCCAGUUACCCCUGUUUUCCUCAUCGCUGAUCCCACCUGCUGGCUUUGUGGUGACUGGGUGUUCCCUGGGGCUUGGGGGGCCCUUCACUGGGAGUGCAGGUGGAGGGGUUGGGGUUCCUAGGUCUGAGGUCACUUUCCACCUUCAUUAUGGGGGCUGGCUUUCCUCUGCAGGCUGGAGCGGGGGGCGGUGGGGCCCGUGUCUGUCGCCCUGUGCCCACACACGGACUCAUGUCACCUUUGGAACCAGAACCCCAGCCCUGCCCAAACCCCUCUGGGGAAGAAAGUGGGAUUCGGGGGCACCAACCUUCACUGCCAUUCUACUCCCAUUCAGAGGAAACAAAGCCUCCACGGAGGGAGGGGCACCGAGAAUUUUCUAGAACAUUCCUUGGAAGACCCUCCAAGUCCACCUUGGGUGACAGGCAGGAACAAAGUUCAAAGGCAGAAAGGCGGGCUGGGGGUGGCCCUGCUUCUGCUCAGGCUCCCCUCCGUCAUGGGACUCUGGAGCCAGAAUCUUCCCAGAGGGAGGCCCUGCGACGGGGAAGGGGGCCUGCGGGGAGGGAGGUGGGGUGGCACUGCCCCCGCCCGGCCAGGCCACUUAGGGGGGCACAAGCGCUGCCUGGGGGCCUGGGCUCCUUCAUCACCCCAUCCAUCCAUCCACCCAUCGGGGUCCCUGGCAGGGACUGGGGGAGGGGGAGCUGCCCGGGCAUGUCUGAGCAUUGAAUUCCCACUACUGCAUUGGGGGUCGGCGGGUGGGGAGGAAGGACAUUUCAGGUCUGGGCACUGGGAAGGAGCCAGGGAAGGGAGGAGGAAGAGGCCAGAGAAGGGGAGAGGCCAGGGAGAGCGUCCGUGGGCAGCCGGCUAGCCAGCCCCCAGGUGGGGUGUCCAUCUGGAAACUUCCGGGGCGGGACUCAGUACCUAACUGCCAAUCAACACACUGCCAUUGGGGGUGGGCUAAACCCACCAGGCUGUCCAGGCCACCGGACACUGCCCGCGCUUCCAGCCACACAGCUGCAGGGGGGCGGUAGGGCAGUGCCCAUCUCUGCAGCUGCCAGCAGGUCUCCCUCACGGGCACCCUCGGAAGUGCUCCCUUCUCUCCCCCAGGGGGACAGGAGCCGGGCUGAUACUGGGGGCUUGCCCCUGCCCCCCACUCCUAACAUUUAGGGGACUUACUUGCAAGCUGCCGAGAUUUCCAGUCCCAGCUCUGCCCUGCCCUAGUGGGCCUGCGGGGGGGUGGGGGGAGAGCCCCUCCAGGGCCAGAGAUGCCACCCUGGUGUGUACCUUCUCCAGCUCUCCAGGGGCCGGGCGGUGGGGGAUGACACAGGGGCGUCAUCACGCAGGGGUGGGAAGUCAGCAGAUGUUGCCCCCGCAGCCUGCUUUCUACCAUCUGCCAGCCAGCCACCCUCCCACGCACCGGGGUUCGAGCCCCAUCGAUGACUGUGCGCUCACUGCUCUCUGAUGAGUCCAGUCUGCUGGGGUGCCCCCUAGCCCCCCAAUCCCA
Molecule: messenger RNA, 2809 nt
Organism: Sorex araneus (European shrew)
Lineage: Eukaryota; Metazoa; Chordata; Mammalia; Eulipotyphla; Soricidae
Gene: SCN2B
Product: sodium voltage-gated channel beta subunit 2
Exons: 4
Coding region: 323-883 (186 amino acids)
Biological process (GO): cardiac muscle cell action potential involved in contraction; regulation of sodium ion transmembrane transporter activity; membrane depolarization during cardiac muscle cell action potential
Cellular component (GO): membrane; voltage-gated sodium channel complex
Molecular function (GO): sodium channel regulator activity
Source: RefSeq, a predicted model, not a curated record